Molecule: messenger RNA, 1059 nt
Organism: Zasmidium cellare ATCC 36951
Lineage: Eukaryota; Fungi; Ascomycota; Dothideomycetes; Mycosphaerellales; Mycosphaerellaceae
Exons: 2
Coding region: 1-1059 (352 amino acids)
Source: RefSeq, a predicted model, not a curated record
AUGUCACUACCGAAAAGAUGGAGCACGCUCACCUUCUACCUCGUCGCUAUUCUCACUGUUAGCAACACAGCCUCGCCGCAGGACAGCCGGGCAUGCUACUUUCGAGACGGGGGUCCAGCACAAGACUACGUACAAUGCCCAGGAGCCAACGGAACCAAGACGGCGGCAUGUUGUUACUCUGCUGGAUGGCCACACAUCGACCCCUGCUUCUCAAACGGCUUCUGCUUCAGUACUGAGGUUGGCGUGGUAUACCGAGGGGCCUGUACCGACCAAGAUUGGGGCAGUACGCAGUGUGUCCAGAACUGCCAGAAUGUCAACAGAGGGGGGACAGCAAUGCUGUCUUUCUGUCAAGACUUGAACCUAUGCUGCACGGCGGUGGACGAUUCGGAAAACAGAGAUUGCUGCUCCAAUGGCAAGCUAGGGGACAACAAGCUCAACUGGAACGAUCCAACUCUGACGGGUCACGUCAAUGCCUCGAUGCUGUAUGAUGUCUACGAUUCCAGACAGGCAAUCGCAGGCGCUGUGACGGAAUCGACAUCAAACGGCACCGUCCCAACCGACCGCGAAGAUAGCAACACCGUCUCUGAAGGCGCAAUCAUCGGCGUCGGCGUUGGUCUCGGUGUCCCACUCCUCAUCGCCCUCGCAACAUGCAUCUGGCUCUUCCUAUCCCUUCGAAAAGAACGGGCAAAAGACCGCGACAGUCAAGAAGCACAUUCCUACAUCGAGACCAAGCACGCCCACAGAGGAAACGACACAUCGCCAGGUCCAUCGCAAAACGAAUCCGCUUCUCGCGUUGCAAGCCAUGAUCCAACCAUCGCCACGCAGGUCGCCCCGGGAAACCUUCACCCUUCAAUGAACGGGUACGCGCCGGAAACGAAGAAUUCGAAUACAUGUGGCCGCCGCCGCCGGCGGCUAUGCAACAGGCCCCUGUUGCUGAGUUAUCUGACGAGCGAACCCCAGUCGAAGUACAAUCUUAGAUGGUGGCGAAGCUUCGAUAUGCUGUCCCAUUUCGAUACAUAUGGGAAGAGUUGGGAGAGUGCGGGUGUGCGACCUGCUUGA